CGUAUGCCUAUCGAGCUACCAUGUACAUGCUGCAGCCCGCCAUGCAUCAGGCAAAGCCCUUCCACACCCUCGACCAGUCGCCGUGUUCCCCACCCAAACACAGGCUCUUGUUGGACCACUUGCUUCCUCCCCCAGCAAGUACUGUUCGGCACAAGGUGUCAUCACACCUGUCCUUGGUUGACGUUAUAACCAGGGCGUUCCGUUUGGCAGACUUUCCACCCUCGCGGCACCCUGCCUGAGAGGGCAAGCCUGUUUACCAUCUCCAUCUUCACGGCUCUUCCCCGACCACCACUCCGGUCGCAGUCCAGUAGACCGACCUUGCCGAGAUCCAUCUGGUGCUGUUCCCCGGUUUUACGAUCCCAUAGAAGCGCGGCCUCUGCCCCGGUCGACGGUUGAGAUUCAGCACCUGUCUCCUGGCCCAUAAUACGCACUGGGCUCGGUGGAACCCACUGUCUCCUGCAUGGGACAAGGGUCGUAGCCCUCGCAUGUCUUUUUCUGUUUUAUCUGAGUAUCCUUGCCUUGCCCGACCACAAGGGACUCACUCUCCAUCACACGUACAGUACAUAUGGUGGCACUAGCAAUCUUCUUGACAUACAUUACAUUACAUACUCCCUUCCUCGCAGUCGAGCCCAGCUUCUUGGCCCAUCUCCCGCCUCCUUCCUCUCCGUGCGCCGGAACGAACCAGGCCCCAGCAAGGCUCGAUCGCUCCUCUCGGUCGCACAGCCAACGGAACGUAUCUCCCAUAUUGUUUGCCGCCGCAGGCGUCAGUACAGUCUGUCUCUUGUCGCCAUCCCACUUUGUGCCUCAUUCGGUCUCCGGUCACGGUUGAUGAGCAGCGGCCUGGGGCCAGGUGACCUAGGACCCUCCGUCUUGCUGCUUCCACUUCUUGCCUACGGACUCGGCUUCAGUGCGUCUCUAACUUGAGUUAUACGACUCGGUAUUGUCUGUUGGUAUUUACAUACCUUGUCAGUGAGACUCCACCCGUCUGCCAUCUGCCGCAACCACUAGGCCACCCUGGUGAACACAGAUUGGCCUGCCAAACACGACAGGAGAAACAAUCCGGUCAUCUCCUUCCCUCACAACUCAUUACGCGGGGCUGUGCGGUUUGGUGCAGUCGAGUUCUGUCUGUCCCACUCGAUCCUGCGCGACACGAUACUUCACCCGACCUCUCCGAGGCCUUUUGAAAGUCUUGCCCCCCCCCCUUCGCUCACCUCGCCUUCUCAUCGCCGUCGGCAGGGCGUCCUAGCCUUUUCGUUCCCGCCAAAAUCAGGCCGCUUUUGGCCGUGUCAGCUUCGACAGGGUGUUGAGGCAUUAGGGCACUUGAGCGCACAUCGUGUCUCCUUCACUCAGGAUACUCAUUGCCAUUUCUGUGCUGGGAGGCCGUCCUGGGCGAGUGGAGAGCAGCUUUCCGAUGUUUCACAGCCGUAUAGCAGACAAAGAAGACCGUGACGCCCGCUUCUCCUGGCAACUUGAUAACAGCGAAGUGUUCCGUCUGUCCAAGCGCCUGUGCAGGGACCAGCAAUCCUGGAAUUGGCCGCAGCAAUACGGUCCGAUCUGACACAGGCCCUCAUUUUGUCUUUGUUGUCGAUGGGCCUCUUUCCAAAAUUUUGAUCAUUCCCAGCAAGGCAUUUCCCAGCAGAGGCUCGAUACUGUCGAUCGUGCCGUCGCCAGGGUUCCCAAUUUGGCGCAUAUCCGCUUCCCGUCAUACUCGGCUUCAGCAAGCUCCCGCUCCAACAGACACGCGAGACCUGUGCCAGCGAUCUGCGGGUUCAACUCGACCUGGCUGCUGUCAGGAAAUUUGCCGUCCGUCGAGAGGGCAACCAAGGCCAUCGGCAGUUGUUGUCUCCAGUUUAUGUAUAUUCAGUGCCGCUCUUGCCUUUGAGACGCGUGGCUGCUUGUCAUCGCAUAAAAGGCCAUCAAUAAGGAGCAGGACGUCUCUUGCCUUGUCACAUCCAGAGCGCAUCCAGGGUUUUGAUCUUUCGCCUACAGCACAUAUCUCAACUUUACCAAGAUGGUUCAGCCGACCCACCCGUCGCGCCUUUGGCAUCCGGCCGAAAGGAUGCCAACCAGGAUUCCCAAUGAUCCGAUAUAUGAAUCUAGGGUUCCUAUGGAUAUUUGCACGAUGUUUGACGAAUAUUGCAACAUCCCACUCAAGCAUUUUAUUAUGGCAGGAAUCAGAGAUGACGGACAACUGGUGAGGUUCACCGGGCCAAAGGAGGCUGCAACUUCGGAAGUCCUGUCCAAGUACAUUGAUCUCGACGGAUACCAAAAAUGGUACACGACUGGAAGGGUGAUGCCAACACCGAGCCCUGCGUACGAAGAAGGCUAUCCUGCGCAUGGAGAUCCAGGUAGACCUCACAUGAGCUCCGCAUAUGGCGGACGUCGGCAGUAUGACCGACGGCGCGCCCAGGGGCUCCUUGGUUACGACGAUGAAGCCUGCUAUAGGACUCGGAAGAGGCAGAGAGGCGGGUUGUCGGGAAGGAGAGAUGUCACUUUGGACGACGACCUUCCCGCAGUCCAAGUGGUACUCUCCAAGAAGGGCAUCCGAGUCGGCAACAAGGAGGAGGUCUGGAAAUUCUGCGACCAAAGAUUCAAGAACAUACAACAGACUGCUUGCAAGUUGAUUGCCAAGGCAUGGGUCAAACUGAUCGCACCAAAGAAACAGUCCAACCACCCUUACACAGGUGCCGAUGCAAAGGCUCCGGACUGGUGGCCGAAGCCUUGGGGCACAUCGAGAGACGAGAAGGUCCGGCACAAGGAACCAGACCAUCUUUAUAAGCCUGAACGUGUUUAUCUCUUGAACCAUAUUCUACACAUGAUCACCGAACCGAACCAUCUCCAGCACAAGGACAUCCAGAAGCAUGGACUGAACGUUAGCAAAUUGGAGGAAGCGACCUUUGAGGCGCUCGGAAGUUUCUUUGGGGAUGUCGAGAACCCGAACAAUGCCAAAAAGAAGCCUUAUCUCAGAGAGAUCUUCAAGGUGGCUCGCUACGAAGAGCGAUUCAAAAACGGAGAGAUAGAUGCCGAGGUUGAAUGUAUGGUCAUGGCUGAUGACAAGGUCCCCGAUAAUUACCAGUCUGACGAUGACGACGACGACGUUCCCAAGGAGGAUGACGACUCCGAACAAAACCCAGCACCGGCUAACGAUCCGACCCCGAAGACCGCAGACCACGGUCUGAUGGUGGCUCCGAGCAGUGAGCAGAGCCCAGCCGGCAACUUGCAGGGAGGCCCUUUCUUGGGAGACCUUCCGGUACGGGGUCCUCAAUACCACCACCAGCCGUCGAUGAUGCAGCCAGACCUCAGUUCCGGGCAUGCGAGCUUUGUCGAGGGCGGCGGUUCGAUGGCCAACCAAUCCGCGAUCCAGCAAGCAGCUUCCAUGCCGUUACAGGAGAACUUUCCAGAUCCCCACGCCACAAGCCGUCGGCCGUCACUAUACGCCUCACCAUCUGAAUAUGGCAGUGCACCGACAUCUGCCAUAUACCCGGGCUGGCAGGCGACAAACCCGCCAACAACCCCGUCAAUGUACUCGUCUUUCGAUAACCAGCAGCAGCAGACGCAACAAUCAGGAUCCUAUGUGCAUCAGCAGCCUGUACCGCUCACACAGACCCCACAAUACGUCGAGGCAGCAUCUUUCGAUAACAUGCAGCGAGGCUCUUAUGACACAGGCCCUGCGAGUAUCUAUCGGACGACGAGCGUCCCACAAGGCUCUGUCCACUCGCAUGCGACCCAAGGUUUCCCAAACUAUCUCGCACAGCAGCACGACCCCAGAAAUCUGUCCGGGCCCAGCUUGAAGAUCGAAUCACUAGGCCGUGGACAACUCCACGAUGAAGGAGGCAGCAGUUUUGAGUAUGCCGGGAACAAGAAUCCCAGCAAACGGUGGAACACGUGAAUGCGAUGUUGCAAGGGCAACUUUGUUUGACCGAAGGGGCAACUGGAUACUUUGGGCCGGCUGACGUGAUUUCCUCUUACACCAACAUUCGGCUUCGCAGCCCUCAUUUGAUCUCGGUCGCGAUUCGGCGACAUUCAUGAACAAUCAGCACAAUUCGCGUCGGCUUUUUGCAAAAAGUUUUCUUCCGCCUCUACAGGAAUAGAUGGUAUUGGUAUGAGCCAGCGGCUGGAUAACGACAGGACAGCUUUUUCCUCCUCCUCUUCUUCUUUCCCGAUCCAGCAUUUAUUCGGACACCCAAACAAUCACAAAAGAGAAAAAAAAUCAACAAUCUGCCGAGCAUUGGUGCUACUAAUUUUUCGAACGAGCGUGUUUCACAGACGGUGUCUGCGCCAUACAACUUGGACGGCAUAGACGAAUAUGAAGGAAUGAAACUUGGUGCCUGGUCAGACAUCUUCCUCACCUGGGGACAGUAUGACAGGAUAAAGUGCGUGUGUUCCAAGAUUGGGAGUGCCCUUCCCUCUCUGGUGAGGGUGGAUUCAAGGGAAGGAUUGGCUCUCGUGCUAUUUCUGGGUCUACAGUCAGAAAAGGCCUACACAUAUGGCGUUUUCCAUGAUGGAUGAAAUUUAUAGAGACAAGGAAGGGAAGGCGAGGCCUCCAAGAUCGACAACGAAGCACAUCAGGAUAAAGUCCCUUUUUUUUAAAUCCCUUGAAUGGCAAGGGUAAGGGCGAGGAUUAUGGGCGCUCAAACAGGAUGACGGGGUCUUCUAACGUGUGUCAGUCUUUUUUUGUCGUUUCUAUUGCUAGUUAGGGACACCAUUAAUUUACACCAGCCAAGCGAGCAUUUCAACUUGAUUCAACAUCUCUUUUCCUCCCAUACUGAUUUCAGACCUGGUGCGCAUGUACUAUAGGUGGAUGCAAGUAGAUCCGCUGAGGACAGCUUACCUUGCCAGGACUGAGCAAUUGUGAUGGUCUCUUGUCUAGAGGAACGCCCACGUCAGUCGAGACCAGAGAUCUCUCGGCUCUGCAAGGGUUUGUCUCUUUGGC
Messenger RNA from Diaporthe batatas, 4933 nucleotides. RefSeq lists its product as uncharacterized. The coding region runs from base 2012 to 3889 and encodes 625 amino acids. Lineage: Eukaryota; Fungi; Ascomycota; Sordariomycetes; Diaporthales; Diaporthaceae. The record is from RefSeq and is a predicted model, not a curated record. The transcript is spliced from 6 exons.